AUGAAACAUUCCCCACCAAUUAUUCUCAUCACUACAAGAAAUAUAUUUGAGCGUUACAGCAUAGAUUUCUCAUCUGAUGAGUGUGUGGAUGAAAUCUUAGCAAAAUUUAGUCUUAGUGCUCAAGCAGUUUUAAAUCUCGCAAAAUCAUUUCAAAUUCAGUCGAAUCAUAAGAAGCUUUCAGUAGAAGAUGUCUCAGAAGCAUUCAAUGCUCGCGGAUUUAAUCCAUUUCUCGGCUACAGAAACAGAAAAGCAAUCAAAUACGAAACUGUUGGUCAAGUUGGAGAUACUGUGAUUAGUAUUCCAGUCGACAAGCAGCUUGAUCUAUCAGAAAUCGUAAAUACGCCAUUAAAAGAAACUCCAACAGAAAAGUUUUUUUCAUUUCAUUGGUUGGCUGUCAUUCGUGGUCAGCAACCUUUAAUACCUGAAAAUUUGAAUGAUACAACAGUUCCUGGCUCAACACAUAACAAUAUCUACGCACCACCGCCUCAAAUGAAACUCUCAGAUCAAUCAGUUCAAAUAACAUCGACAAGAAACGAAGUUUCACAAGAAUUAUAUACCCAUUACUAUCAUUUGAUCGCACCAAACGUAAAUCCACGCAAGAAAAUACCGUUAUUGAAAGAAUUACAGUCAGAUGCCGCAAUUAUCCCAUUACUUCCAUAUUUCUUCCAUUAUUUAUCAUCGCAUUACUCAUCCAACAAUUCCAACAUUACUGCUGCCUUCGAUGAUCGAAUAAACCUUGCUCGCGCCUUAAUAUUAAAUGAUAAUCUCAAAUUAGACAUGUAUUUAAUCCAAAUCAUCAAUUUGAGCAUUACAUCAUUACUUAUGUCCUUCAACGAUCCCGUUGUCGAGAGUUUUUCCUUGCGAGAGAACUCAGCCGAGUUGUUAUCAUUAGUUAUCAACAAAUACUCCCAAAUUUAUCCAACACUUCGCACGAGGAUUACUGACCACUUAGUGAAGACAUUCAUUGACAGGAAGAACGGCAAUUUCCAAGUAAAACUCGGAGCUGCGAUUGGUCUUUCUGUUAUUGGCAGCCAUGUUGUUAGGAAAGUAAUUAUUCCACAGUUUCCAAGGAUUAUGAAUAGUUUGGAUGAACAGAAACUUCCUGCAGAAACAAAGAUUCAGUUCUUCAAAUUCAAGAGCAUUCUUUUGAAGAUUUGCGGUGAUUCAUUCCAUUACGACACUGAAGAGGCAAUUAAACAGACUGGAUCUCCAAAUCUUCCUGCUGAAACUGCGCAAAUGUACAACAACUUGAUUCCUUUCUUUGGAAGUGACUUCUUUUCUUAUUCAUCUGCUAAGGAUUUCUAA
This is a messenger RNA of Trichomonas vaginalis G3, 1305 nucleotides long. RefSeq names its product transcription initiation factor TFIID subunit 6 (TAF6). Gene Ontology annotation, molecular function: RNA polymerase II general transcription initiation factor activity; transcription coactivator activity. The record is from RefSeq and is a predicted model, not a curated record. NCBI's taxonomy places the organism in Eukaryota, Parabasalia, Trichomonadida, Trichomonadidae. Gene Ontology annotation, biological process: RNA polymerase II preinitiation complex assembly; transcription initiation at RNA polymerase II promoter. The transcript is spliced from 2 exons. Gene Ontology annotation, cellular component: SAGA complex; SLIK (SAGA-like) complex; transcription factor TFIID complex. The coding region runs from base 1 to 1305 and encodes 434 amino acids.